AUGGCUUCAAGUUCAGAAAAAACCCCUCUUUUAGGUAUUGUGUUUAUCUCAGUCGAUUCCAAGCAAUCCCUUUUGAGAUUCGAUUGUUUACAAGCGUUUCUUGUUUCCGUAGAUGAGAAAAACGAUUCCAAGGAGGAGAUUAAGAGUACUAAACCGGAAUCUGGCUCAGGUGGUUCACCGUCACCUUCUCCGGCUGAUUUUGGACUUGACUUCAAUGCUUUCGAUUUCUCAGGCAUGGCCGGUAUUCUCAAUGAUCCAAGUAUCAAGGAAUUGGCUGAGCAAAUAGCUAAAGAUCCUGCAUUUAACCAGUUAGCUGAGCAGCUUCAGGGAUCUGUUCCGACCGGUCCUAAUGAAGGAGGUGGUCUCCCUAACUUUGACCCACAACAGUAUAUGGACACAAUGACUCAGGUUAUGCAUAACCCUGAAUUUAGGACAAUGGCAGAGCGACUUGGUAACGCCUUGGUGCAGGAUCCACAAAUGUCUCCGUUUCUGGAAGCUCUCGGGAACCCUGGAGCGACAGAGCAAUUUGCUGAGCGUAUGGCUCAAAUGAAAGAAGAUCCGGAAUUGAAACCUAUAUUAGCUGAGAUAGAUGCUGGUGGUCCCUCUGCUAUGAUGAAGUACUGGAAUGAUAAAGAUGUGUUGAAAAAGCUUGGUGAAGCAAUGGGUAUAGCUGUUGGAGCUGAUGAAGGUGUUCCUGCUGAACCUGAGGAGGCGGAAGAAGGGGAAGAGGAAGAGUCUAUUGUUCACCAGACCGCUAGUCUCGGUGAUGUGGAGGGUUUGAAAACUGCCUUGGCCUCUGGUGGUAACAAAGAUGAAGAAGAUUCCGAGGGAAGGACAGCAUUGCAUUUUGCAUGUGGAUAUGGCGAGAUGAAAUGUGCUCAAGUUCUUCUGGAUGCUGGAGCAAAUGUGAAUGCGGUUGACAAAAACAUGAACACUCCAUUGCAUUAUGCUGCUGGUUAUGGAAGGAAAGAGUGUGUAAGCCUUCUCCUAGAGAAUGGUGCUGCAGUCACUCUGCAAAACAUGGAUAGUAAAACUCCAAUUGAUGUGGCCAAGCUUAAUAACCAGCUUGAUGUGGUGAAGCUACUUGAGAAGGACGCUUUCCUCUGA
Arabis nemorensis is the source of this 1107-nucleotide messenger RNA. Lineage: Eukaryota; Viridiplantae; Streptophyta; Magnoliopsida; Brassicales; Brassicaceae. The record is from the annotation of a GenBank genome assembly.